This is a messenger RNA of Topomyia yanbarensis, 3334 nucleotides long. RefSeq names its product DNA repair endonuclease XPF (gene mei-9). Lineage: Eukaryota; Metazoa; Arthropoda; Insecta; Diptera; Culicidae. Gene Ontology annotation, biological process: double-strand break repair via homologous recombination; nucleotide-excision repair involved in interstrand cross-link repair; resolution of meiotic recombination intermediates. Bases 189 to 3263 code for a protein of 1024 amino acids. The transcript has 6 exons. The record is from RefSeq and is a predicted model, not a curated record. Gene Ontology annotation, molecular function: damaged DNA binding; single-stranded DNA binding; single-stranded DNA endonuclease activity. Gene Ontology annotation, cellular component: nucleotide-excision repair factor 1 complex.
UGUUUUGAUUAGGCCGGUUUAUGCGAUUUUCGUGUAUUUUCAAGUAUCUUUGUUAUUUUUUGUAAUUUGUGAUAAUUAUUAGAAUAAUUCUAUUGCGUACAAGAAUCUGUUAGUUUACACUGUGAAUCAGGUCUAGGAAAAUUAGUUUUGGUUAAAGUAAACAGGAACGACAAAUUUAUUUCAUCAACAUGAGCCUGGAAUGUGAGGAAGACCUUGAUUCUGCGUUGGCCUGUUCCGCCGAGCAAGCGGAAGCCGAAAUUGAAAAAAGUGAUGCCAAAGAUGACGAAGCCCUAGGCGAACUUGUGGAUGCUGAAGAAUUCCUUGCUUCUCAUGGAGUUGCUAUGCUGGAGUACGAACGGCAGAUGUUUUUCGAUCUCAUGCACUCCGAUGGAUUGGUUGUGUGCGCUAAGGGAAUUAGUUAUGAGAAGGUUUUGUUGAAUCUGUUGAAGAUUUUCUGCGAUCCUACUACUCUAGUGUUGGUCAUUAACUGUUCUGAUAGCGAGGAAAUGUUAUAUACAUCUCAGCUGGACAGCCAGCAUAUUCAUCAGUCAUCUACUAAUGGAGCUGAGCGGGAGAGGGUUUACCUGCUUGGAGGAAUACAAUUUAUUAGCACCAGAAUUUUGGUGGUAGAUCUGUUGAAAAAUCGUAUACCGGUGGAACUAAUAACUGGAAUAUUUGUUGUAAAAGCACACGAAAUCAUUGAAUCUUGCCAGGAAGCAUUUGCUCUCCGGUUGUACCGACAAAAGAAUAAAACGGGGUUUGUGAAGGCAUUUUCAAAAAACGUGGAAGCUUUCACCUAUGGCUAUGGCCACGUGGAGAAAGUGAUGAGAAAUUUGUUCGUUAAGGACUUAUUCAUCUGGCCGCGGUUCCAUGGAAGUGUUCAAAAAUCGUUGAAGCCGUUUGAGCCAGUGGUGGUUGAAAUGCAGAUCCCGAUGAGUCAAAAUAUGAUACUAUUGCAGAGCAAUAUAUUGGAUAUAAUGAACUAUUUAGUAAAGAACAUAAAAAGUUUGAAUCGAACUGUUGAACUACAGGAGGUUAGUGUAGAGAACUGUGUGACUAAAAAGUUCCAUAAAAUCUUGCAAGCACAGCUUGACACAAUUUGGCAUCAGCUGAGUUCUCAGACUAAACUGAUAGUGGCGGAUCUGAAAGCGCUUCGUAGUUUGAUGAUAUCAACAAUAUAUCACGACGCAAUUACACUCUACGCAACAAUGAAAAAAUAUCGCACCACCGAGUAUGCUCUUAGCAAUUCAGGUUGGAUCAUUUUGGACUCAGCUGAAAAGAUGUUCACUGUCGCGAAGGAGCGAGUCUUCAACAGAAAUGAUGAAUUCGAACCGGAACAUUGCCCUAAAUGGAAAGCUCUAUCUGAGGUUCUUCGUCAAGAAAUUCCAGCGGAUAUCAAAGAGAUGUCGAAGAAAAUUCGCAAAAAAGAAGAAAGGCAAAAGUAUCUUCGCCAGCAAGUAAAAGUUUUGAUACUCUGCCAAGAUGCCAGAACCUGUUACCAGUUAAAUCAGUAUCUUACCCAGGGUCCGGAGAAGUAUCUUUUUUACACGGCAAUGAAAAAUGACAUCGUAGUUUCAAAGCUGGCAGAAAGCUAUCGGCACAUUAGCUGUGACAGUGACAGGAAUCCGUUCAAAAUACAGAAUGUUGAAACACACGUCAAACCCGGUAAGCCUUUGGAAAGCAAGGUAGCUCCAUCAGAGACCAUAGUUGGUGAUUGUCCUGGUAAUACCAAAAAAGAAGCUGUAUUUUUAAGGGAAAGAAUAGCAAAGAGACGAGCAGAAGCAGCGAUGAAGGAAGCGGAUGAUUCUCGAAUACGUAAACAAGAAGAGGAAGGCGGGGAAGAUAUCACGAAACCAUCGGAAACAGAGUCGGAACUGUUUGCCAAGGAAGAAAAUGAAGAUUACCAUUGUUUUCGUGAUUCUUAUAUACUGACAAUGUCGGAACGAGGCGACACUACUAGGGUCAUUUCAGACGAUGGUGAGGAUGUCGAUCUUUCCGAUGUGACGCAGUUUGAGAACGGUGAAUUCGAAUCGUUCCCCGAAUUGGAUAAUCUGGACGUUACGAGAAUAGUUAACGAAAGCAAUAAACCGUUGGUUUUCAUUCAAACCUUUAAAAGUGAAAUAAAUGGCUUCACAUCGCUUGAUCGAGUGCUACAAGAAAUUAAGCCACGCUACAUUGUAAUGUAUCACAGCAAUGUGACGGCGAUUAGAGCUAUUGAAGUUUAUGAGGCCCGUCAACAACGCCAGGAACUGGCCAGAGUUCGUGUAUUUGUUAUCAUUCACUCAAAAACGGUGGAAGAACAGUCAUAUCUUACUUCUUUGAGAAGAGAGAAACAAGCAUUUGAACUGUUGAUUGAAACCAAAAGAACGAUGGUAGUUCCCGAAUACCAGGAUGGAAAAUCGGAGGAUUCAAUAACAAUGUUACAGAAGAAGCAUGAGACCUCAUCGCGUCAAGCUGGCGGUCAACAGGUUAACGAAGACACUAUCGUUACACCACGAAUAAUUGUGGAUAUGAGAGAGUUUCGCUCCGAUUUACCUUGUUUGAUUCACCGUCGUGGCAUCGAAGUCGUGCCACUAACAAUUACGAUCGGAGAUUACAUUCUGACGCCCGAGAUCUGCGUGGAGCGAAAGUCAAUUUCGGAUCUGAUUGGGUCGCUCAACUCUGGUAGAUUGUACAAUCAGUGCAUGCAGAUGACACGAUGCUACACCAAACCGAUCCUGUUGAUCGAGUUUGAUCAGAACAAACCAUUUCAUCUGCAGCGACAUUUCAUGAUGUCGGGGGAUUCAGCUUCAUCGAAUGCCGACAUCACCCAAAAACUUCAGCUUCUAACGCUACACUUUCCAAAAUUGAAACUUGUGUGGUCGCCUAGUCCUUAUGCAACCGCCCAGUUAUUUGAGGAACUAAAACAGGGCAAGCUAGAACCGAAUCCGGAAGUGGCAGCACUGGUUGGAUCCGAUGAAGCCGGAGGGCCGGUGGAAAUCGAACAAAUCGCUGACAGGUCCAAUCCGAAUAUUCACGACUUUCUUAUUAAGUUGCCUGGAAUCAACUCAAAAAACAUUGGAAAGGUGAUGCGAAGAUGCAAAAAUCUAAAAGAGCUGCUGAAGAAAACUGAAGAAGAUCUUGCAGAGCUGCUGGGAAGCCACAUGCAAGCCAAGAUGUUAUGGGAGAUUUUGCACGUUGUUCACAAACCUGUUCAGGGAGAAGUUAACGAGAAACAGUUCGCUUCAAAAUUUAAACGCGGUCUGGGUCGCAGAAAUUUAUAACUUUUCAGUGCCGUAUUCAGUAUUGAAAAAUGUUCGCACUUAGUAAAACCAAAUACCAAUUUUGAAGUUUU